Musca vetustissima is the source of this 453-nucleotide messenger RNA. RefSeq lists its product as uncharacterized. The transcript has a single exon. Lineage: Eukaryota; Metazoa; Arthropoda; Insecta; Diptera; Muscidae. The record is from RefSeq and is a predicted model, not a curated record. Bases 1 to 453 code for a protein of 150 amino acids.
AUGGAAAACAAAGAAGAGGAGAAAUUACCCGUGGUUAUUGGGGCUUCCAUAUUUGACAUUAAAAUAUCUAUUUGCGAUGAUGACAUACCCAUAACAAUGGAUGGUGCCAUGUACAAGGGAAAACAACCUAUACAAACAGCUGGAGGUGUGGGGAAAAAUUUAGCCGAAUCCAUAUACAAACUAUACGGAAAAAUAAAUUUCAUUUCGGUAAUUGGUGAUGAUAUUAUGGGUGAAUCUUUACUUCAACUAUUGCCGGAAGCGUUAAGAUGUAACGUGGAAAAAAUGCACGGUUAUCCAACUGCCUCUCGUACUACCAUCGUUGAUAAGAAUGGUGAUGUCAAGCUGAAAUUAUGUGACAUGGAAAUUUACAAUGUAGAUAUGAUUCGUACUCAUACUAAUUUAUUAUAUUUAGCAUGUGUAAUCAUAAUCGAUGGACAUUUACCAGUACGUUAA